CCUUUUCCAUAUUUCUCCACAACACUCAAACAAUUAACUUUCCUUCUGGAUAUACAAAUCAAAGUCCAGAAUUCUCAGCUUCUUUCUCUCUCCCUCCACCAAUGGCACCUACCGUGACUUCAGUGGAUGCAUCAGAACCCAAGGUAGCAAGCAUCAAAACCUUAGCCGACUCAGAUGCUCUCACUUAUGUACCUUCCGAGUACGCCUUCAUCAUGGAUCCCAACGAUAAGGGAGAUGCAAACGACCCUGAACACUCAAUCCCCAUCAUUGAUUUUGUUCUUCUCACCUCUGCCUCCCCAGAUGAACGGGCACAAAUGAUCCAGAAGCUAGGAAGAGCUUGCCAAGAAUGGGGCUUUUUUCAGGUGAUCAACCACGGUGUACCAGAGAGCCUGAUGAAAGAAAUGAUCGACGCGUGCCAAAGAUUUUUUGAGCUGCCGGAGGAGGAGAAGAAGGAGUUCCAUACAAAGAACCUGUUGGACCCAAUCAAGUGCGGCACCAGCUUCAACGUUGCAAUUGACAAAGUUCGUCUUUGGAGGGAUUAUCUCAAGGUCAUCGCACACCCCAAAUUCAACUCACUCUACAAACCUGCUGGGUACAGUGAAGUUUCAUUAGAGUUCAGCAAAAGAACCCGUGCAGUGGCAACCGAAAUAUUGAAUGGAAUAUCAGAGAGUUUGGGAUUGGAGGCCGAUUACAUUACCAACGCCAUGAACUGGGAUCGCGGCUGCCAAAUUCUUGCAGCGAACUACUACCCGGCUUGCCCACAGCCUGACCUGGCAAUCGGUAUUCCUCCUCAUACAGAUCAUGGACUGGUGACGCUGCUGAUUCAAAAUGAUAUGUGUGGCCUUGAAGUCAAGCACAAUGAUCAGUGGGUCUUGGUGAAUGCCGCACCGGGUGCUUUUAUUGUUAACGUCGGUGAUCAAAUGCAAAUUCUGACGAACGACAAGUACAAGAGCAUAUGGCAUCGGGCAACUGUGAACAACACAGCUACUAGGAUAUCGAUCGCCGUACCACAUGGACCGGCACUGGACACGCCUGCUCUCCCAAUCCCGGAGUUGCUAGAAAAGGAAGGCGAAAAAGCGAAGUACAUUGGAAUGACAUAUGAGAAAUUCAUGGAACUCCAGGCAAGCCCCGCUGCCUACAUGAUGCCUUGCUUGGAUCACCUGCGGGUCAAGGACAAUUGAAGAAAGUACAUGCAUGGCGGCCGGCUUGCCUGCGUUUCUCUCUUUUCUUUUUGUCGAAUAGAAUAAUAUACGCUCCUGUGAGAGCCUUGAUUCUCUGUCAGGGUAGCUUGCAGAGUUGUUGUCCAACGUUUCUUGCUAUGCAGGUCUUUGUCUUGUUUCGGUUACAAAUUCAUCAUAUUAAUUGAUUUCUGAUAGCCUAAAGAUUCCCAGCUAGGUAAUGUGUAAAUCAGUGAGACCUUAAAAUACAUCAGUCUCGUUUAUGUACCCCAACGAUAUACCGGAGUUUAAUAAGAUUUUAUAUAUGUUUAUAGCUUAGAAAUUCCA
Malus domestica (apple) is the source of this 1505-nucleotide messenger RNA. RefSeq names its product 2-oxoglutarate-dependent dioxygenase 19-like. NCBI's taxonomy places the organism in Eukaryota, Viridiplantae, Streptophyta, Magnoliopsida, Rosales, Rosaceae. The record is from RefSeq and is a predicted model, not a curated record.